This is a messenger RNA of Cyprinus carpio (common carp), 1018 nucleotides long. RefSeq names its product protein ripply3-like. Gene Ontology annotation, biological process: embryonic pattern specification; negative regulation of transcription by RNA polymerase II. Gene Ontology annotation, cellular component: nucleus. Lineage: Eukaryota; Metazoa; Chordata; Actinopteri; Cypriniformes; Cyprinidae. The record is from RefSeq and is a predicted model, not a curated record.
UUGCCUUCAUAAGUGUGCGCUCGCGCUCGCGCGCUCAGUGUUAAAGAUGCUGCCGCUGGGUUCAGACGCGGAUCCGCUGCUCGGCUGUCCUGUGAUUUGGAGACCCUGGGAUCUUUCAACAGCACAGACGCAGUUAAAUAAAGUGGUUUCUGGAGGUUUGAGGCGGGUUCAGACUUCUGGAGAUGUUUUCCAUCAUCCUGCGAGGCUGUUUCUGCCCAGAUCCAGGAUGCAGGAGUAUCUGUCUCAUCUGGGCCGGACGGUUCUGACCAGUUUCCCCGUUCAGGCCACACUGCACUUUUACAACGAUGAAGACUCCAGCUCCGAGGAGGAUGAAGCAGACACUCAUUAAGCUCCUCAGAUCCACACGUCUAUAACAUGAACUCACCAGUGAGCUGAGAGCGAAGCGUGCGGCCGUCAGGAAGCAGAAACACGUCGGUGUGUUUGAGGAAGCGCUGCGGAUCCACAGGAACGAGACAAGCAGAAAUACUGCCAUCAAACACCAGACACACCUCUGAUCUGAGGAAGAUCCUGGCAACCGCCUUAAAGGGACAGUUCACUGAAAACUGACAUGUUGAUGUUCCAAACAUGUAUGAGCUUCUUCUGAUGAACACACAAGAUAUUCUGAAGAAUGUCUGUAACCAAACAGAUGAUGGUACCCAUUGACUUCCAUAGUAUUUCUCUCAAUGGGGACCAACGGCUGUAUGGUUAUCGAUGAUCUUCAAAAUAUCUUCUUAUAUAUAAGAAACCCAUGCAAGUUUAGAACAACUUGAACGUAAGUGGAUGAUGAUGAACCGUCCCAUGUUGUUGGAAUUCAUAUUUCUGUUAAAAUCUAAACACAAAUAAAAACAGAAUUGCUCAACAUGCAUUUGCAUGCUCCAUUUAUUAAUAAUUCUAACAGCAUACAGUAUAGUUUAAACAGGCUGGGUGUCUGAUAACAACAGUGUUUGAGUAACACACAGAAACACUCCAGUAACAGACUGUGCAGAAGUCAGCUGCUGCCGUAAAUGUUCAGGUUGAA